UUCGUACUUCCUCCCAGCAGCUCGCCUGUGCGGCCAUUUUGAUUUGCGACCGCAUCGCCGGAGAGAGCCCGUCAAGGCAAAGGUGUGAAUCCUGAAAGGAGUAAUGUGGGACCAGGGAGGACAGCCCUGGCCGCAGUGGCCUCUUAGCCAGCAACAGUGGAUGCAGUCUUUUCAGCACCAGCAUGAUCCAGGUCAAGUGGAUUGGGCAGCCCUGGCUCAGGCAUGGAUAGCCCAGAAGGAGUCUACAGGAGGAGAGCAGCAGAACAUCCAGCCCAAUGGUCAAGAAAUCCCAGGGCUUGAACCUGUCACACAGAAUAACCAUGGCAGCUUUCAGGGCGACCCUGCUUUUGGCAGAAUGUGGCAGCCAGAAUGGGGAAUGCAUGGCCAGCCCCCUCCCCCUCCACCCCCUGACCAGGCCUGGAUCCCUCCAGGGUCAGGACCAAUGGAUGUGGUGAACCCCAGUGAGGACAGCAACAGCCAGGACAGCGUGGAGUUCAACUCUGAAGCCCACCAUGGGGUUUACCCCCAGAACAGCCAUGGGUAUGGGGCACAGCCCGACAGCUACGCCAUGGCCCCCAUGGCCAUGAACCAGUUUGAUUAUCAGCAUGGAGCGGCCUCGUCCUUUGCUCCGACACCCACGGGUUUCCACUCCCCAUACUGGCAGGGUCCUCCUCAGAACAGACGAGAUACCAGACCGCCUGGGUUUAGAGACCGGCCCAGAUCCCCUAUCCAGCUCCCUGUCAAACCUGAGGCCCCAGCACCACUAGAUGCUGUAAAAAGACGCACACUACCUGCAUGGAUCAGAGAAGGGCUUGAAAAGAUGGACAGGGAGAAGCAGAGGAAGCUGGAGCGGGAGAGGAUGGAGAAGGAGCGUGCAGAAAUGGCAGAUGAUGAUAAAGGACACGAGGCAGACGAGGAUGGCGAUGGGCCACGUCUGCCCCGCAAGAGUAAAUUUGACAGUGAUGAUGAGGGUAAUGAUGAUAAUGAUGAUGAAGAAAAGAUUUCGAUAAAGAAGGAAUUUUCUGUCCGGAGUCCUUCACCACCUGCAGAAGACAGUGAGCCUGAAAUGACUGAGGAAGAAAAGGAAUUCCAGCUGAUGAUGAUGACAAAAACACUCCUGACAGAAAUCCUUCUUGAGGUCACGAACGAAGAGAUCCUGCAUGUGGCUAGAGAGACUCACAGGAAAGCCACUCGAGCUCCUGCAAAACAGCUGGCACAGUCAAGUGCACUGGCUUCUCUGACCGGUCUCAGCGGGCUUGGUGACUAUGGUUCAGAUGAGAGCGAGGAUGAGGAUGGCCACAGCGUCCGAGGAUCCGAAUCCUCAGACACGGAUGAGGAAGAGUUACGCCACCGCAUCCGGGAGAAGCAGGACGCGUUCCGCCGCAAAGAGCGGGAGAUGCAGCUGCUGCAAGAGAAACAAGCUCAGGAGGCUGUGCUUGCACGCGAAGAGAUGGCAAAGGAGAGAUUAAGCAAAGAAAGGGGGGAAUAUGAUGAGAGUCAGUUAGAAUAUCCACACAAACAGGACAUAAAAGAGAGGGAGGCAGAGCCCUUAGUAGACAGGCGUAGGUCCCGCAGUGAGAGGGAGGGUAGUGAGGGAAAGCAUUCAAGCAGAGGGAAGGAGCGAUCAGGGAGAGGCAGCAGCGAUUCUCCAGCCAACGGUCACAGCAGUAGCUCCCGCUCCACCUCCAGCCACAGCAGCAGUCGAUCUUCCUCCUCCUCCUCAUCUUCUUCCUCAGCAUCUUCUCGUAGCUCCUCUCGAUCUUCCUCCCCACGAAGGAAAAGGAGGCGUAGCCGCUCCUUAUCUCACAAAACUCGGCGACGCAGCCGCAGUCACAGCUCACACAGGCAUCGUAGUGAUCGCAGUGAGAAGGGCAGGGACAGGAGGAGGAGCAGCGCAGAGCGAUCAGGCCGCCACAAGAAAGAUCGCAGUGAUUCCAGAGAGCGCAGGAGUCGCAGGAGUAGAUCUAGAUCCAGAGACAGGGGCAGAGCCAGGGCCAGAGGCAGUCGCAGCAGAGACAGGGAGAGGGAGAGGGAUAGAGAGAGGAAAAGGAGCCGGGAGCGCCGGGACAGCAGUCAUAGCCGCAGUAGCAAACAUAAGCAAAAGGCCUCUAGCAAAGACCGAGAGAGGAGGAGGGAAAGGAGUCGUAGCCACGAGAAAGAUAAGAAAAAAAAGGAUAAAGAUAGAGAGAAAGAGAUUGAUAAAAAGAAGGAAAAGCCAAAGGCCAAAGAGAAAGAAAAGGGGAGCUCUGUAGUUAGUGAAGAGAAUGGUAAAUCAAAGAAAAGGAAAGAGAGCGAUUCAUGCACAGACUCUCAGAAUGACAAGCACUCUCGACAGGAUAGCAAAGCCAGCAAGAAGGGCUCAGCCAAAGCUAGCAAGAGACACUCAGACUCGGACUCAAGUAGAUCUCCCUCCCCUGAAGUUAGCAAGGAAAAGAAAUAUAAAAAAUCCAAACGUAGUCGCUCAAGAUCGACGGAAAAAUCUCACAAGUCUGGUAAGAAGGCAAGCCGCAAACACAAGUCUAAGUCGCGAUCAAGGUCAGCGUCUCCCUCCCGCCGUAGCAGACACUGAGGAGCACAGUUAACACCCUGAUCUGUGCACUUUGCCAUUUUAAAUUCCAUGAGUUGAACAGGCUUGUCUCAUUAUAGAGGCAGUUGUGUAGGUGAAAAACCCCUCAUACAUUUCUUUUACUGUAAAUAUGUUCUUUUUAAAGUGUGCCUGGAGAACAAGUUUGAAUGGUAGGAGUUUCCAUUAUCAUGCACAGUUUAAUUACACACUAAAAAAAAAAAAAAACACACAAAUGAAGUUGUGUAUAUUUAAAAAAAAUUGACUUUUUUUCUCCAGUUAUUGUAAGACGUCUAAUAAACUGUUUCUUGUCUUGCCUCA
Molecule: messenger RNA, 2884 nt
Organism: Archocentrus centrarchus (flier cichlid)
Lineage: Eukaryota; Metazoa; Chordata; Actinopteri; Cichliformes; Cichlidae
Gene: pnisr
Product: PNN-interacting serine/arginine-rich protein
Exons: 12
Coding region: 104-2569 (821 amino acids)
Source: RefSeq, a predicted model, not a curated record